This is a messenger RNA of Balaenoptera ricei (Rice's whale), 2678 nucleotides long. RefSeq names its product tumor protein p63 (gene TP63). Gene Ontology annotation, biological process: regulation of transcription by RNA polymerase II; protein tetramerization; apoptotic process. The transcript is spliced from 11 exons. The record is from RefSeq and is a predicted model, not a curated record. The coding region runs from base 11 to 1474 and encodes 487 amino acids. Lineage: Eukaryota; Metazoa; Chordata; Mammalia; Artiodactyla; Balaenopteridae. Gene Ontology annotation, cellular component: nucleus. Gene Ontology annotation, molecular function: protein binding; DNA-binding transcription factor activity, RNA polymerase II-specific; RNA polymerase II cis-regulatory region sequence-specific DNA binding.
GUUGAAGGAAAUGAAUUUUGAAACUUCACGGUGUGCCACCCUACAGUACUGUCCCGACCCUUACAUCCAGCGGUUCGUAGAAACCCCAGCCCAUUUCUCUUGGAAAGAAAGUUAUUACCGAUCCACUAUGUCCCAGAGCACACAGACAAGCGAAUUCCUCAGUCCAGAGGUUUUCCAGCACAUCUGGGAUUUUCUGGAACAGCCCAUCUGUUCAGUUCAGCCCAUUGACUUGAACUUUGUGGAUGAACCAUCAGAAAAUGGUGCAACAAACAAGAUCGAGAUUAGCAUGGACUGUAUUCGCAUGCAAGACUCAGACCUCAGUGACCCCAUGUGGCCACAGUACACGAACCUGGGGCUCCUGAACAGCAUGGACCAGCAGAUCCAGAACGGCUCCUCGUCCACCAGUCCCUACAACACAGACCACGCGCAGAACAGCGUCACGGCGCCCUCGCCCUACGCACAGCCCAGCUCCACCUUCGACGCCCUCUCGCCUUCGCCCGCCAUCCCCUCCAACACCGACUACCCGGGCCCACACAGCUUUGACGUGUCCUUCCAGCAGUCCAGCACCGCCAAGUCCGCCACCUGGACGUAUUCCACUGAACUGAAGAAACUGUACUGCCAGAUUGCAAAAACGUGUCCCAUCCAGAUCAAGGUGAUGACCCCACCUCCUCAGGGCGCUGUCAUCCGUGCCAUGCCUGUCUACAAGAAGGCCGAGCAUGUCACUGAAGUGGUGAAAAGGUGCCCCAACCAUGAGCUGAGCCGUGAAUUCAACGAGGGACAGAUCGCCCCUCCUAGUCAUUUGAUUCGAGUAGAAGGGAACAGCCAUGCCCAGUACGUAGAAGACCCCAUCACAGGAAGACAGAGUGUGCUCGUACCUUAUGAGCCACCUCAGGUUGGCACUGAAUUCACGACAGUCUUGUACAAUUUCAUGUGUAACAGCAGUUGUGUUGGAGGGAUGAACCGCCGUCCAAUUUUAAUCAUCGUUACUCUGGAAACCAGAGAUGGGCAAGUCCUGGGCCGCCGCUGUUUUGAGGCCCGGAUCUGUGCUUGCCCAGGGAGAGAUAGGAAGGCAGACGAAGACAGCAUCAGAAAGCAGCAAGUCUCGGACAGCACAAAGAACGGUGAUGGUACGAAGCGCCCUUUUCGUCAAAAUACACAUGGCAUCCAGAUGACAUCCAUCAAGAAACGAAGAUCCCCAGAUGAUGAACUGCUAUACUUACCAGUGAGGGGUCGUGAGACUUACGAAAUGCUGCUGAAGAUCAAAGAAUCCCUGGAACUCAUGCAGUACCUUCCUCAGCACACGAUUGAAACAUACAGGCAGCAGCAACAACAGCAGCACCAGCAUUUACUUCAGAAACAUCUCCUUUCAGCCUGCUUCAGGAAUGAGCUUGUGGAGCCCCGGAGAGAAAGCCCGAGGCAAUCUGACGUCUUCUUUAGACAUUCCAGCCCCCCAAACCGAUCAGUGUACCCAUAGAGCCCCAUCUCUGUAUUUUGAGCGUUAUGUGUUUGUUGUGUUUCCGUGUGUGUGUGUGUGUGUGUGUGUGUGUGUGUGUGUGUAUCAAGCCCUCGUAGCCAGGACUUGAAGACACUUUGGCUCAGAGACCCAACUGCUCAAAGGCACACAGCCACUAGUAAGAAAAUCUUUGAAGGGACUCAAAACUGUACAAGAAAGGACAUUUUCUGCAGAUUCUGUAUCCUUAGAUCUAGCAUUGGUCCAUCAGGAACCCCUGUGUCUGUCUGUGAGCUUUUGUGUUGUUUCUUGGGAGGGAGGAGCUCAGGUUGGGAAGAGGGGCAUUACGAUGUUUAUUGGAACCCUUUUCUGUUACCUUCUGUUGUGUUUCUAAAACUCAUGAAGAAGCUUUUGAGCAGGUCUCAAACUUAAGAUGUCUUUUUAAGCAAAGGAGAAAAAAAAGUUGUUAUUGUCUGGGCAGAAGUAAACUGUAGGUGACUGAGAGACUCAGGCCCUUUUAAUGCUGGUCAUGCAAUGAUACUGCAAAUAGUAACAAGCUAAGGUGUCAAAUGUACUGCUGGGCAGAGAGGUAAUAACUACCCUGAGUAGCCACUGCGGGGAAUGAUUUUUUCUUCUUUUUGAGAACUUGCAUUAUCAGUAUCCUCCCCUCAUAUGUAGUAGAAAGUUCAUUAAUUCUGUGUCAGGACCUGCCACUGCCACCCCAUGUCAGCAUCUGAUGUGAUAGUCUUCCUUGCUUUUGGAAACCCUCCAAAAUUUGUGUUUGGACCCCAAGGCAGGUAAACCUCUUUUGUCAUUUUAAGAGGAGGGUAAAACUACCCCAGUAAUAUUCUUUCAGGCAGUCAUAUAUCAUUCUUCCAUGUCCACAAUGGAAUUCAAAGUCCUCUCACCAAAUCUAUAAUUAACUCCUUUGAUUGGAGCUCCGUAAAAUCAGCCAUAUCACUGACACUGUUCACGUUGCCUUGUCCAGGACACUUAUGCUUUAUUUAAGUGAUGUCCAAGCAGACACAUUUUUAAAUCAACACUCCUGGCCUAAAAAUUAAAGACAGGAAGAAUAGAUAAUUUUUCUUUUUUGGUUCAAAGACUUUAGAGAAUCUAUUUCCAUUUUAAAUCAUAUUUUAAAAUAAUAGUAUAAAGACUAAAAAAAUCUGCUCCCCACACCAGGUCACCAGCUCUUUAUUCUUUGUCACCACAGCAAUGAUUUCUUGUU